GUGCACGUGCGAGAGGAUGCCAGACAAGGUAGCGCCGGCGGAGAAAACGGUCCCGCGGCCCGUCGCCGCGGGGCCCGACAAUGACAGCAAAGGUAUUAAACUGAAGAAGGAAUUGGGUUUAUGGGACGGCGUGGCGAUCAUCGUCGGCAUCAUCGUCGGCGCCGGUAUCUUUGUAUCGCCAAAGGGUGUGCUUCUGAACAGCGGCAGCGUCGGUCAGGCCCUUAUCGUCUGGAUUUUUUCCGGGAUCUUAUCGCUCAUCGGGGCUCUAUGUUACGCCGAGCUAGGUACGAUGAUUCCCAGGUCCGGUGGUGAUUACGCGUACAUAGGCGACGCCUUCGGACCUUUGCCAGCAUUUCUCUAUCUCUGGGUGGCGUUAUUCAUCCUGGUACCAACGGGGAAUGCUAUCACAGCGCUCACGUUCGCACAAUACAUUCUGCAACCCGUAUGGCCUGGAUGCGAACCGCCGUACGAAGCGGUGCGACUCCUCGCUGCUGUGAUCACGUGUCUACUGACCGCCAUCAAUUGUUACAAUGUCAAAUGGGCGACCAGGGUACAAGACUUUUUCACCGCCACCAAAAUUUUCGCUCUUCUGAUCGUCAUAGGAGCAGGUCUGGUAUGGCUUUGUCAAGGCCACAUGGAGAAUUUUCAACGUCCGAUGGCUGGUACCAACACCCAGCCCGGUUACGUUGCCCUCGCGAUCUACUCCGGACUCUUCUCUUAUUCGGGCUGGAAUUACCUCAAUUUCGUGACGGAGGAACUAAAAGAUCCUUACAAAAAUCUUCCAAAGGCUAUUUGCAUAUCAUUGCCAGUUGUAACAGUGAUUUACGUAUUCGCGAACAUCGCGUAUUUCGUUGUACUCACACAGGACGAAAUACUUGCAUCGAAUGCUGUCGCUGUUACCUUCGGCGAUAAAUUGCUGGGCGUUAUGUCGUGGAUCAUACCAUUCUUCGUGGCGUGUUCGACUUUCGGAGCAUUGAACGGCGCGAUCUUUGCGUCGUCCAGAUUGUUCUUCGUCGGCGCCCGAAACGGACACCUCCCCACUGCCAUUGCUUUGAUUAAUGUCCGCAACUUGACGCCGAUGCCAUCCCUCAUCUUCCUCUGCCUUAUCACUUUGGUGCUUCUUAUCAUAAAAGAUGUCUACGUUCUGAUAAAUUAUGUCAGCUUUGUUGAGGCUCUAUUUACCACACUUUCCGUGUCUGGUCUAUUGUGGCUACGUUACAAAAAGCCUGAUCUCCAUCGUCCUAUAAAGGUUUUUAUACUUUUACCAAUCAUCUUUUUCAUAAUUUGCGUAUUUCUGGUCAUCUUUCCAUGCUACGUUUCACCUUGGGAAGUUGGCGUAGGCAUAAUCAUAAUCCUGUCUGGAAUUCCCAUGUAUUGGAUCUUCAUCGAUUGGAAAGCAAAGCCCGCGUGGCUCGCAAAUGGAUCCCAUAAUUUCAACAUGAUGUGUGCUAAGCUAUUCUUGUGUGUACAAGAAGAUAAAACCGAGUAAAGUGCGUGAAAAUAGUUGUAAUUAUUGUUAAAUAUUCUGAACUAUGGUGCCUAAAUUCGAGAAUGUGUUUCGAGCAUGCGUCGUACUUUUUUAGGUAGGUAAAUUAAAAUUAUAAUCAUCAUAAUGUCAAUUAUAACGUCGAACUUUGUCGAAUAGCUGCAUUAUUAUAUAAGUUAAACGACAAUGUGCGCAUGUGAAUGACACAGCAGUUGCUGAUGUAGAUUUGUAAUUUUUAUAUUUUAUAUUUUGCAUAAUAUAAAUUAUAAUUUUUAUAUAUUCGUAAUUAUGUAUCUUAUUGCUUUGUAUCUAAAACAACAUUGCUAUCGUCAAUCUUGACGCAUAAAUUAUACUCGUGUC
Cataglyphis hispanica is the source of this 1846-nucleotide messenger RNA. It is a transcript of the gene mnd, whose product is annotated as Y+L amino acid transporter 2. Gene Ontology annotation, cellular component: membrane. Gene Ontology annotation, molecular function: L-amino acid transmembrane transporter activity. The transcript is spliced from 8 exons. Lineage: Eukaryota; Metazoa; Arthropoda; Insecta; Hymenoptera; Formicidae. The record is from RefSeq and is a predicted model, not a curated record. Bases 17 to 1489 code for a protein of 490 amino acids. Gene Ontology annotation, biological process: amino acid transmembrane transport.